Messenger RNA from Boleophthalmus pectinirostris (great blue-spotted mudskipper), 2972 nucleotides. RefSeq names its product villin-like (gene vill). NCBI's taxonomy places the organism in Eukaryota, Metazoa, Chordata, Actinopteri, Gobiiformes, Gobiidae. The record is from RefSeq and is a predicted model, not a curated record. Gene Ontology annotation, molecular function: actin filament binding; phosphatidylinositol-4,5-bisphosphate binding. The coding region runs from base 76 to 2742 and encodes 888 amino acids. Gene Ontology annotation, biological process: cytoskeleton organization; actin filament severing; barbed-end actin filament capping. Gene Ontology annotation, cellular component: actin cytoskeleton; cytoplasm. The transcript is spliced from 21 exons.
CUUUCAGUCAACCACUAUGAGACCAGAGGAAGUAAACAUUGUGUGUUUGAAACUGUGAAUGUUGAAAUCUUCAGGAUGGCGUUCAGGAAAGAAAGUGCAAAACCAUGGAAAAAGGGCACCCGACCUUCUUCUGGAAAAGGACAUCAGUUGACCCCAACGAUGAGUGAUACUAAAGACCUCUUUCGAAAUGUCAGCCAGAAGCCUGGUCUCCAGAUAUGGACAAUUAAUAACAUGGAGAUGGUCCCUGUUCCUGCUCAAGCCUAUGGUAACUUCUUCGAGGGAGACUGUUACAUUGUUUUAAAUAUACCCAAGGGCCAGGGCUCCAGCCAGUCCGCAGACGUGCAUUACUGGAUAGGGAACUCCUCCUCUCAGGAUGAGCAGGGUGCAGCGGCCAUCUACGUGACCCAGCUGGACGAGCACCUGGGGGGCAGUCCAGUCCAGCACAGGGAGGUCCAGGGAUACGAGUCACCCCGAUUCAAGAGCUAUUUCAAAAAUGGGCUCAUAUAUAAAAAGGGGGGCGUGGCUUCUGGCUUUAACCACGUUGAGACAAACUCGUAUGAUGUCCAGCGCUUGCUUCAUGUCAAAGGGAAGAAACAUGUCACUGCAUCAGAGGUGGAGAUGUCAUGGAACAGCUUUAACAAAGGAGACAUAUUCCUGUUGGACAUGGGCAAAGUCAUAGUGCAGUGGAACGGUCCCAAGAGCAAUAGACAAGAGAAGCUCAAGGCUGUCUUGUUGGCACAGGACAUCCGGGACAGGGAGCGGGGGGGCCGGGCUGAGAUUGGGGUGGUGGAGGGGGCAGACGAGGGGAGCUCUCCUGAACUGAUGAAGAUCAUGAUUUCUGUACUGGGACAAAGAAAAGGAGCCCUGAAGGAUGCUAUACCUGAUGACCAGCCAGACCAUGCACAGAAGAGCUUUGUACGACUCUACCAUGUUUUUGAAGAAAGUGGGAAUCUGGUGAUUAGAGAGGUAGCCACUCAGCCUCUCACUCAAGACCUACUUCUGUCCUCUGACUGCUACAUUGCAGACCAGAAUGGCUCCUGUGUGAUGUUGUGGAAAGGCAAACAAGCCUCAGCUGUUGAGCGACGGGAGUCUUUGAACAGAGCAACGGGUUAUAUAAAAACCAAAAAAUACCCACCAAGCACCGCUCUGGAGGUGAUGAGUGAGGGAGGGGAAACUGCUAUGUUCAAGCACCUUUUUAAAUACUGGAAAGACAAAGGGCAAACUCAGGGCCUGGGUACCACACACACAAUUGGCAAAAUUGCCAAAGUGGAGCAAGUGAAGUUUGAUGUCAUGGAGCUACAUGCGCGUCCUGAUCUAGCAGCACAGCAACGCAUGGUUGAUGACGCUUCAGGGGAAGUGAAGAUAUGGAGAAUUGAGGACUUAGAGCUGGCUGAGGUUGAUCCAAGCACAUAUGGACAGUUCUAUGGAGGAGACUGCUAUUUGGUGCUCUACACAUAUAUGAGAGCCAACCGACCACAGUACAUCCUCUACAUGUGGCAGGGUCGGCAUGCUACCAAAGAUGAGAUCACAGCAAGUGCCUAUCAAGCUGUUAACAUUGAUAACAAAUACAACGGUGCCCCAGUGCAGGUCAGAGUGACCAUGGGGAAAGAACCUCGGCAUUUCUUGGCAGUUUUUAAAGGCAAACUCAUCAUUUUUGAGGGUGGCACAGGUCGGUCAAGUGUGAAAAACGCUGAAACUGGGCCUAGGCUCUUUCAGGUCAAAGGAACAAGUGAAUUCAACACCAAAGCCACUGAAGUCAAAGCAAGAGCAUCAUCCCUGAACUCCAAUGAUGUUUUCUUGUUAAAGACAGAGAGAGCGUGCUACCUGUGGUACGGAAAGGGUUGCAAUGGUGAUGAGCGUGAGAUGGGCAAAGCAGUAGCUGCUGUGCUGUCAAGACAAGACAAGCGGGUGGCAAUGGAAGGGCAGGAGCCAGCUGAAUUUUGGGUUGCACUGGGAGGGAAAACUCCAUAUGCAAGUGACAAGAGUCUGCAGACACAGGAACCCCGAUACAGCCCUAGACUUUUUGAAUGCUCCAAUCAGACGGGACGCUUUGUGAUGACAGAGGUGGUUGACUUUGCUCAGUGCGACCUGGAUGAAGAGGAUGUCAUGUUGCUUGACACAUGGGAGGAGAUUUUCCUUUGGAUCGGGAACUUAGCCAAUGAGUAUGAAACCAAAGAGGCCUGGAACAGCGCUCGGGAAUACCUAAAGACCCAUCCUGCAGGUCGUGACCUGGACACCCCAAUAUGCUGCGUCAAACAGGGAAAUGAGCCGCUUACGUUCACUGGAUGGUUCAACGCAUGGGACCCUCAAAUGUGGAGUGGAGGAAGUACCUAUGAGCAGAUGAAAAAUAAGUUGGGUCGUGAAACUUCAGUAUCCCAGAUUGCUUUAGACUUGAACACCACUAACUUAAAUAAGGGUUCUAGUGAUGGUGGGUACAGGGCUCCGGGCGGCCCUGUCACCUCCACUCCAGCUUACAGAGUGCCUAGCAGCCCUGGGUCCCAUAGGUCCAGUACCAGCUCCUCAUCCAUUACAUCCAGUGCCAGCGGAGAGUUCACUGUAGACCCCCAGCUACUUAUCAACAAGUCUGCUGAUGAGCUGCCCCCAGGAGUGGACCCCAGCCUGCGAGAGGAGUACCUUUCUGAUGCGGAUUUUGAGAGUGUGCUUGGGACAACACGUGCUGACUUCCAACGGCUGCCAAAAUGGAGACAAAAUGACAUGAAGAAAAAGGCGGGACUUUUCUAAGAAAUAUUACAAUAAUAUUACAGGUUAUAUCACAUGUCACAGUAACGUUGUCAAAGCGGUUCUACUGUAAUACCAAGAAGUAACCCAGUAUUUAUAAUUUCUCAUGGAACACAAUGAAGUUGAUUGAAAUGUGUUCUAACUUCUAAUACUGUUUAUAAUUAUAAAGUGCCUAACUACUGUAUCUAUUCUUAAUAUUUUCAUUGAAAUCAAAGUACUUCGCACAUGUGGAC